AUGUAUACGAAUAGAACGAAAGAAUUAUUCGCAGGUUUAAUUGAACGUCCACCUCUUACCGAUCAAUUACUACAACGACCACCAUUUCGUUUUUUACACGAUAUUGUUAAAAUGACAAUGCAAAAUACAGGAUUUUUAAUGGAUAACUUUACAAAUGAGGAAAUGGACGCAUCGAAUAUAACAGAUAAAACAGCAAAAGCGAAUUUUUUGAAGACAUUGAUCAAAGCAUUGAACAGUGAUGGAUCGUUGAAAGAUGUGAAAGCUGCUAAAAUAAUUGCUGGGAAAGAACCUGAAAUGACGAAUUUGAUGUUGCAAAAAUUAGCAAUUGAUGCAGCAGCAUUCCGUGAUUCGAAGUUCAAAUGUACUGCAAAUGAAGAAAAACAAAAGAGGGAGAAAAAGGCGCAUAAAAAGGAACGUAACAAUAAAGGAGUUGAAAAAGAGAAGCGACAUUCAAGUAGAAGUAAGGAAAAGAGAAAGAAAGAAGGUGAAAGUAAACCGAAAAUAAUUAAGCAAACAGUUGAUUGUAAUGAAGGACGAGAUUCCGUUAAUGAAGGACAUUUGGGAAAUAUUACACCAGAAACAUCAUCAAUGAAAAUGGAGCAGGUGAUUCACACUGAUCAAGAAUCAUACGUAACUACAAAGGUGGAAGGCAAUGGUAUUGUUAAUAAUAUAACAAAUGAAAUUGAUCAACCUUCAAUAUCACAAGCAUUAAAGGAACAGCUGCGACUUUCAACAUCCUCUGGACGGCCACGUACUUCAGCUGGUAGAUUGGGUACUGCAGCAGCUCGACCGGCUCCGCCAAAAAUCAAGAAGAAACGAGUGAAGGAAAUUGAGCGAAAAGCAGACAUUAAUGCAAAAACAAGUGGAGUGAUUGUUGGUGAACGACAAGAAAAUGAUGAAUAUUUUGUAACAGAAAUUGAGCCAUCACAUGACGAAACUGAUCAAAUUAAUGCUGAUGAGCUAAUUACCGAAGAGCACGGCGGUUUGGUGCGAAAAAUUCUUGAAACAAAAAAAGGGCUAGAAGAUAAAAUAAGCAAGGAAGCUUAUAAUGCGUCUAUCAGUGUGUUUGAUGAAAAAGACCAAGCAAGGUCACAGCAAGAGUUAGCUAAUUUACAAAAGACAAUACAACAAAUAACACAAACAACACAUUUAUUGGCUCGCUUUCUCGACAAUACACAGGAAGAUGCCGAAAGUAUGUUUAAAGAAAUGGAAGAAUGGCGUUUAGAAAGUGCAAAAAAUUUACAUAACUUGCAAGAACGAAAAGCGAAUGCAGAAGGAUCAUCGGAGAAUUUAUUGCUAAAGCUGAAUCAAUUAGAUGAACAAAUCAAAGAAGUUAAAAGCGCUAUUGUUCAAACCAAAGCUAAAGUCUAUAGAAAACUUACUGACGCGCUCCUAUUGGAGGAAGCCGCGCAGCUAAAAACAGUUCUAUCAGAAUCGUCACUUUCAUAUGUUUCGGUAUCAGCAGCUGAUAGCCCUCCUUAUGUUCCAUCCGUUGCUGACACACUGAUUACUUGCCGUUCAUUCGUUUUUGCAGCUCGAGCGGCUGCUUGCUACAAGAAAUCUUCGAAAUAUGAAUCCUAUUUGGAAAUCAAAUAA
This is a messenger RNA of Acanthocheilonema viteae, 1596 nucleotides long. Lineage: Eukaryota; Metazoa; Nematoda; Chromadorea; Rhabditida; Onchocercidae. The record is from the annotation of a GenBank genome assembly.